This is a messenger RNA of Mitosporidium daphniae, 486 nucleotides long. RefSeq lists its product as uncharacterized. NCBI's taxonomy places the organism in Eukaryota, Fungi, Microsporidia. The coding region runs from base 1 to 486 and encodes 161 amino acids. The record is from RefSeq and is a predicted model, not a curated record. The transcript has 3 exons.
AUGUUCCAGUUUAGACUUGUAGAUUCAAUUGAAUUAGAUAAACUGCUAAUUGAAAAGGCUUUUAAAGGGUUUUUAGAUAAGUCAAUCGUUGCGGAAAUUUUAAUGAAAGAUUAUAAUCAAUCAAAAUAUUAUAAACAUAAAAGUGAAUAUGAGUUUGAUAGAAAUAUACUUAUAACUAAUACUUAUAUAUUUUUCCCAAUUUUAACAACUGAAGAACUUAAACAAUUAGAGCUCGCUCGCUCAAGAGGGUCAGGGUUUAUACUAACAACUUUUGACGCACCAUUUAAUGGGUUUAACGUAGAACAAGAAAAUAAGAUAAUGCAAACUAUAAUCCUGAAAAGCAAAAAUUUAGAUAUAAAUAAAAUGACUAACUAUAAAUUUAAAGAACAUAUGUUUAUAGUUAAAGUGCCUUUCAAAAGGAUAAAAGAUGAAUCAAUAGAUUCGCCAAUACAUAGUAUUCAAAUAAUAAACUAUAUGAUCUACUGA